AAAUUAAUAAAGAAAAUUAUGAUGGAAGAACUAAAAUUAAAGCUGCAAAUAUUUUUAAUAAUACUUUUUAAAACCGCAACACACACCUAUGGCAUACCAGCAGCACCAGCUGUAGAUGCAACCUUAACCACUUACACACUUAACAACUGCACCAAGGAGCAUGUACUCCAAAUACCCAAUAUGCCUGUCAUAACUGAUUUGAAUGUAAUGUACUGUAAUAUCAGCGAACUGGAAAAUGCUUUCUUUAUACGUUUCCACAACUUAACAUCGUUGGAGAUUACUGACAGCAAACUCACCGCGCUGGAGGACUAUGCGCUGCAUGGCUUGCGGCAAUUGAAAAGUUUAUCCUUGGCACGCAACAACAUAACGGAAUUAAAAUCCUGGUCCAUGGAACAAAUGAAUGCACUCAUUUCGCUUGAUUUGCGCCGCAAUGCAAUUUCCAAAUUGACAUUGAAGAGCUUUUAUCGUUAUCCAAAUUUGCAACGUUUGAAUCUAGCCGUAAAUCUGUUAACGGAUAUUGAUGAUGGAAUAUUUCGCUGGAUGCCCCAUUUAAAAUACUUGAAUUUGGGAAGAAAUCAUUUAAAAGCGAUCGAUGCACGUAACUUUCAUGGCAUGCACCGAUUAACGCAUUUAUCGUUGCAUUUCAAUGAAAUCGAAGAUAUCGAAGGUGAUUCCUUUUCAAGCAACACCCAUUUGCGUUCGCUGCGUUUAGAGGGCAACAAGCUAAGGAAUUUGGAUUUUAUGACUGUGAAGAAUUUGGUGCAUUUGGUUCAUUUGAAUUUAUCAUACAAUGGAAUCGAUUCAUUGGAAAGCUUAACAUUCUCAAAGGACUAUGAAUUGAUUAGCUUAGAUAUGAGCUAUAAUCGUUUAAUACACAUCUCCGCUGACACUUUUGCCGGACUAGAGUCACUUCAGAUAUUAAACAUCAGUCACAAUUUCAUAGAAGAUAUCGAAGCACGUAGCUUCCAUGAGCUAACGAAUCUACUGCACAUCGACAUUUCAGGCAACAACGUAACACGUCUGCCCGCGGAUAUUUUUAAUGGCACGAAAUUACUGCAACACAUCAAUUUGUCACGUAACGCACUGCAGGAAAUCGAUGCUACACUCUUAGCAACUGUACCAUUCCUCAGUACGGUCGAUUUGUCAAAGAAUCAACUUCAUACGGAUGCAUUCAUUAAAAACUUGGCUACUGAUUUAAAUCGAACCGCAUUAGAAUUGAAUUUAAGUGACAAUCGCUUCAGUAUGCUGAACCUGUCAGCGUUGACGGACUUUCAUCGCGUGGGACUAGCAGGAAAUGUUUGGAGUUGCAAAUGGCUCAUCCAGGAAUUGCUAAGAAUGCCACCAACUAUACACUUCGACCAUAGCUAUUCAGUGGCAACAACAUGGAGUACUGCAAUGCUGAACGUGAGCGGCAUAGACUGCCACGAUGAAAUGACACAACGUAAUAUAAUCGUUCUCAAUGCAGGCUGUGCACUUGAUUGCAGAUCAAGCGAUUCCGAAUGCGGAUUAAACAAUAAAGUUAUCAAACCCACACCACCAGCGCUGCUCUGGCCACGCGUACGGCUUGAUAAAUUUGACUCACGUUCAGUGAUUAUAUGGAUGCUCAUCUCAAUAGCUAUAGCAUUUUCUAUAUUGCGCGUUGCUCGACGCUACUUGGACCGAAAGGAACGCAAAAAAAUGCUAUUGAAAAGGAAAGAAAUGCCUCAAUUACGUCCUGAAGCCUUAGCGCUAGGGGAGUCUGUGCGAACUUUUCAACCUGAUCUAGAAUUAGAGACAUACGAUAAGGAACAACGGAAUAUGCGGCAAAUUUAAAAUGUAUCUCAGUUUUUUAAAUUUAAUGUUAAU
This is a messenger RNA of Teleopsis dalmanni, 1845 nucleotides long. Its product is annotated as insulin-like growth factor-binding protein complex acid labile subunit. Gene Ontology annotation, molecular function: protein binding. NCBI's taxonomy places the organism in Eukaryota, Metazoa, Arthropoda, Insecta, Diptera, Diopsidae. Bases 19 to 1812 code for a protein of 597 amino acids. The record is from RefSeq and is a predicted model, not a curated record. The transcript is spliced from 4 exons.